This is a messenger RNA of Aspergillus aculeatus ATCC 16872, 960 nucleotides long. RefSeq lists its product as uncharacterized. Lineage: Eukaryota; Fungi; Ascomycota; Eurotiomycetes; Eurotiales; Aspergillaceae. The transcript has 4 exons. Gene Ontology annotation, molecular function: ATP binding; protein serine/threonine kinase activity. Bases 1 to 960 code for a protein of 319 amino acids. Gene Ontology annotation, biological process: signal transduction; peptidyl-serine phosphorylation. The record is from RefSeq and is a predicted model, not a curated record. Gene Ontology annotation, cellular component: nucleus; cytoplasm.
AUGCCGACCGAGCAACUCAACAUCACCGUCGCAGAUCGCUUCAAACUCCUCAACUACCUAGGAGGAGGCGGCUACGGCGAAGUCUUCCUCGCCCAAGACCUCCAAACCAAAACAACAGUGGCCCUCAAACUCGAACAUCUCAGCACGCGCGACACCCUCGAGCAAGAACACACGAUCUACACGGCGAUCAAAGGCCCCGGCAUCCCGAAAGUCUACUUCUACCACCCGGGCAUCGACGACUACCGCUUACUAGCCAUCGAACUCCUCGGCCCCACCCUCGAAGAUCUCUUCAAUUACUGCCACCGCGAGUUCUCCCUCAAGACCGUGCUGAUGAUCGCGGACCAGCUGCUGCUGCGCAUGCAGCACAUCCACGCCGCGGGGUACAUCCACCAGGACAUCAAGCCCGAGAACCUGCUGAUGGGGCGCGGCCGGAAGGGCAACACGCUGUACAUCAACGACUUCGGGCUGGCGCGGAAGAAGUUCGUGAGUCGGCGGAACGUCAAGUGGUAUCGCGGGAAGUUGGAGAAGGAUGUCGUCGGCACGGUGUUUUAUGCGAGUCGCGCGGCGCAUUCGAGGCAUUAUCAAACCUACCGCGACGAUAUGGAAUGUGUCGGGUACACACUCGUCGAGUUCCUGAAGGGCGAACUCCCCUGGGAUUAUCUGGGCCAUUCGAAGCAUCGACCUAUCGGGGAAGCGAAGAGUCGGAUCACGGUACAGGAGCUGUGUCGCGGCUUGCCGGAGGAGUUUGAGUGGUAUUUUCACCAUGUGAAUGGGUUGCGGUAUAAUGAGUUGCCUGACUAUGAGUUGUUACGGGGCUGGUUUCGGAAGUUGUUUGCGCGGCGGCGGUUUGAGUGGGAUAAUGUGUUCGAUUGGACGGAGAAGAGGUUUUAUGAGUUGAGGGCGGAGCACGAAGGUAAGGAGGAAGAGGAUGAUGAUGAUGACGACGAUUAUGUAGAUUGA